AUGACAAUGAAGUCUGGAGUAAUGCGUUUUUUGGCGCUUUACUGCCUGAUUCAAGUCCUGGAUGCUGCUUAUUUUUCGCAGUUUUCCAUGCGCGCGCCCGACCAUGAUCCUUGCCAUGAUCACACCGGUCGACCAGUUCGUUGUGUUCCAGAAUUCAUCAACGCUGCGUUUGGCAAACCGGUGAUCGCCAGCGACACAUGCGGAAUCAAUAAACCGACCAAGUUCUGUACUGUGAAAGAAGGACCUGAUGGAAUCAUUCGAGAAUCCUGCGAAAUGUGCGAUGCUAGAGAUUCCAAGUUGGCUCAUCCGGCAUCACUUCUAACCGAUUUGAACACAUUGGGAAAUAUGACCUGCUGGGUUUCUACACCAAGUCUUAGCCCACAAAAUGUUACCCUCACUUUAUCGCUUGGAAAGCAAUUCGAACUCACCUAUGUUUCAAUGCAUUUCUGCUCAAGACUUCCCGAUUCGAUGGCUCUCUAUAAAUCUGCCGACUUUGGCAAAACAUGGACCCCGUUCCAGUUCUAUUCCUCCGAGUGCCGCCGGGUAUACGGUAAAGACCCGGAUGUGAAAAUCACCAAGCAAAACGAGCAGGAAGCGGUUUGCACCGCAUCCCAUAUCAUGGGACCAGGCGGAAAUCGUAUCGCGUUCCCAUUUCUUGAGAAUCGACCAUCCGCGCAAAAUUUUGAGAACUCACCUGUCCUCCAAGAUUGGGUAACUGCCACUGAUAUCAAGGUCGUCUUCACAAGAUUGAGCCCCGAUCAGGCGGAACUCUAUGGGCUUUCCAAUGAUGUGAAUUCAUAUGUAAACGAAACCGACGAUGAUGUCAAACAGCGAUAUUUCUAUUCGAUGGGAGAGCUUGCCGUUGGCGGCCGAUGCAAAUGCAACGGUCAUGCAAGCCGUUGUAUAUUCGACAAAAUGGGAAGAUAUACUUGUGAUUGCAAGCAUAAUACAGCCGGAACUGAAUGCGAAAUGUGCAAACCGUUCCACUUUGAUCGACCAUGGGGCCGAGCAACUUCAUCGAGUGCCAACUCUUGUGUUGCGUGCAAUUGCAACCAACACGCCAAACGAUGCCGUUUUGACGCGGAGCUCUACCGAUUGAGUGGAAAUAGAAGUGGAGGUGUCUGUCUCAACUGCCGUCACAACACUGCUGGAAGAAACUGCCAUUUAUGCAAGCCUGGAUAUGUUCGUGAUAUGUCUGUUCCCAUGACCCAUCGUAAAGCCUGCAAAUCAUGCGGAUGCCAUCCCGUCGGAUCACUUGGAAAGAGCUGCAAUCAAUCUUCUGGACAAUGCGUUUGCAAGCCUGGAGUAACUGGAACCACCUGCAACCGUUGCGCGAAGGGUUACCAACAGAGUCGCUCCACGAUCACACCAUGUAUCAAGAUUCCCACCAAAGCCGAUUUCAUUGGAACAUCGCAAUCGGAAGAGCAAGAUAAAUGUUCGAAGUGUCGUGUUGUGCCGAAGCGUCUGAACCAAAGAAAGUUCUGCAAGCGUGACUAUGCUCUUCAAAUCGUUGUGGUGAGCAGAGAAAUGGUGGAUGGCUGGGCGAAAUACAAGAUUGUUACCGAAUCGGUCUUCAAGAGAGGAAUGGAAAACCAUCAACGCGGCGAAUCAACCCUAUGGGUUUCUCCAGAAUCGGUCGCAUGCAAAUGCCCGAAAUUGCGCAUCGGGCGUCGCUACGUUCUUUUAGGAAAGAACGAUUCGGAUCAUCAUCGCGAUGGAAUUAUUGUUAAUGGACAUACAUUGAUGGUUGAAUGGGACGACGAGAUCAUGGAAAAAGUAAUGCGUUUCUCAAAGAAGGACAAACUCGGACAAUGCCCGAUGCCUUCACAUAGAUACUAA
This is a messenger RNA of Caenorhabditis bovis, 1839 nucleotides long. Lineage: Eukaryota; Metazoa; Nematoda; Chromadorea; Rhabditida; Rhabditidae. The record is from the annotation of a GenBank genome assembly.